AUUGCACUUCUGUUUCUGCUCAAAAGCUCCUGACCGAGGGCUCAAAGGCCCCUUGUUCUGACCUCCUGACACGGCAGCGCCCCAGGGCCUGGCGUUUGGGUGGACCUUUUAUUCCCCAGGGAAGGAGGGGCAGUUUGCGAGGAGCCGCCGGGGCAGGGGAAGGCACGCCACCCGGCCGGAGCAGUCUCUGAGUCUGUGGGGGUUCUGACGGAGCACCCGGAGCCGGGCUGCUCCUGAAAAUAGUUACAGUUGCUUUUGUUUUUGGAACUUUUGCAAGAAAAAGAAAUUUGUGGUGCCUGGAGAGCCUGGUUUCGGAAUGCAAGCACAGGGCCUCUGAGUCAGACUUGGGCGGGACGUCAUUUUCUCAUUAAGGAACAGAAUAUGGUUUCUUGAUCUGUUUCUGCUGUCUUGAUGUUUAGCUGGAUUCCUGGGUGGUUGGUCAGCCUGGGUACAUCUCCAGAGAGCAGGGGGCCCGGCCUUGGCACCACCCGGCAAAUCUGUGUGCCAGGGGAGGGGCUUUGGCUGCCAGGCCAGGUCGAUUUUCAAGGCAGAACUGUGUGUAAAAACGCCCAGUGACAGAUAACUAUUAAAAAUUAAAAUUCCUGUUCUUGGGGGAAAAGGCACACACAGAAGUGUCAUUGUGAGUGAUAUGAUUUACUUCUAAUCUCUUACAGUACGAGCUAGAAAGCUGAGUUUCCUUUCCAGAAAAUUCUCAUUUAUUUUCAAAAAGUUGCAUUUUAUUACUGCUGAAGGAUUUUAAUUUCCAAAUGAGUAUGCUUUUUUUUUUUUUUAAAAAAACAGGAGUUUUGGAAAUCCCAGAGACAGAAGUAGAAAAAGUCACAGUGUAUGAUGGCAAUUCUCAAGUUCAAGGAGGGGUGAGGGGAGCCAUGCUGUGAUGGCAGACUUCUUUUAGCCCAUCUGUAAACUGACAUUUAAGUAGAAGUCGGCAGUUUCUCUGCACCAAGUUAAAGACUGUUGUGCUGGCUAAGGGGAGGCUUAUGUGUAAGCCUUUAUAGAAGUAUAUAGAUACUCACUACCAACCAAAGAAAGGCAGGGAGGAGAGCUGUGACGCGUCGGGUUUUAUGGCUAGGGGAGCCGAGCUGUACUUUGAGGACCAGCCAUCACAGCCGGUCUGGACGGUUGACCAGCGGCAUGAGCGUGCGUAUGGAGGGCAGGCUGUGGGGUGUGGGGGUACGUCACAGAAUGAUGUAAAACCAUCAGACUAGUCAUUAUUGCCUAAAUCUGAAACCUGCAGCUAGAAGAGUCCUGCUGGGGAAACAAUCGCGGCCAACACUGGGUCUGUUUUGGAAAUGUUCUGAUCCGGACGGUUAACACAGGGAGCCGUUUUAUUAAAGGGCUCUCGCUCCAUGUUUGGAGAGAAUCGCACACCCUUUUAUUAGGAACGUGAAGCAAAGCCUUUGAGCUGCAGCGUCUUGGCAGACUGACCAGCGGCGCCAUGUCCAGAGCCGGCCGGCAGCUGGCCCUUCUCCUGUGCGGCUGCUGCGUGGCUGUGGCCGUCCCGGGGGGCCUGGCCAAGGAGGGCUGUCCAGCUGAGCCCCGCCAGGCCUCCCACUAUGUGGCCGCCGUGUACGAGCACCGAUCCUUCCUGAGUCCUGACCCACUGGCCCUCACCAGCCGCGAGCAGGCCUUGGAGCUCAUGCAUCGGAACCUCGACGUCUACGAGCAGCAAGUGACAACCGCGGCCCGAAAGGGUGCACAGAUCAUAGUGUUUCCAGAAGACGGCAUCCACGGAUUCAACUUUACAAGGACAUCCAUUUACCCGUUCUUGGACUUCAUGCCAUCUCCCCACUCAGUCAGGUGGAACCCGUGCCUGGAGCCCCACCGCUUCAAUGACACGGAGGUCCUCCAGCGCCUGAGUUGCAUGGCUGUGAAGGGACAGAUGUUCCUGGUGGCCAAUCUUGGGACAAAGCAGCCUUGUCAUAGCAGUGACCCAGGGUGCCCGAGUGACGGGAGAUACCAGUUUAACACGAACGCUGUGUUCAGCAGUGAUGGAACCCUGGUUGACCGCUACCGCAAACAUAACCUCUAUUUUGAGGCAGCGUUCGACACCCCUCUGGAGGUGGACCACACAGUCUUCGACACCCCCUUCGCUGGCAAGUUCGGCGUCUUCACUUGCUUUGACAUAUUGUUCUUUGACCCUGCUGUCAGGCUCCUCCGAGACUCUGAGGUGAAGCACGUUGUGUAUCCGACUGCCUGGAUGAACCAGCUCCCACUCUUGGCAGCCAUUCAGAUUCAGAGAGGUUUCGCCAUCGCCUUUGGCAUCAACUUUCUGGCUGCGAACACCCACCACCCAUCUCUGGGGAUGACGGGAAGUGGCAUACACAGCCCUCUGAAGUCCUCUUGGCACCACGACAUGGAAAGCCCUGAAGGUCACCUCAUAGUUGCUGAGGUAGCCAAAAACCCACCGGGUCUCGUCAGUACAGGGAAUGCCACAGGGAAAACGGACCCAUUCCACAGGAAGUUUUUAGAACUCUUGGCAGGGGAUCCCUACUCAGAGAAGGAUGCCCAGGACGUCCGUUGUGAUGCGGCCCCCAAAUCAACCACGAAUGCCUCUCCCACGUUUAACUCUGAGAUGAUGUAUGACAAUUUCACCCUGGUUCCCGUGUGGGGAAGGGACGGCCACGUCCACGUCUGUGCAAACGGCCUCUGCUGUCAUCUGCUUUACCAGAGGCCCACCGUGUCCCAGGAGCUGUAUGCCCUGGGGGUCUUCGAUGGUCUUCACACCGUGCAUGGCACCUACUAUGUCCAAGUCUGUGCCCUGGUCAAGUGUGGGGGUCUUGGCUUUGACACGUGUGGGCAGGAGAUCACAGAGGCCACGGGGAUGUUCGAGUUUCACCUGUGGGGGAACUUCAGUACUUCUUAUAUCUUUCCAAUGCUUCUGACCUCAGGGAUGACGCUGGAAACCCCUGACCAGCUGGGCUGGGAGAGUGAUCAUUAUUUCCUGAAGAAGAGGGGACUGUCCUCUGGGCUGGUGACGGCAGCUCUCUACGGGCGAUUGUAUGAAAAGGACUAGGGGUGUGGGAAACGCCCCCCCACAUACACACACGGGCACAGGCUGAAGCUCACGGCAGUAGGACCUCCUCUUUGCCCCAGAGCCCAUCUGGGAGGCAGGAAGGAGGUAGGGAGACAGGCUGCGCCAGGGUCUUUCCUUCUUAGGUGGAAAUUAGUGAGGUAUUUUCUGGUAUUUUAUACUCUCGUUUCUGUUUUUCAAGCCAUUUCUUCCCCCAGCAGAUCUUUCAUCACACAAUUGUUUUAAGAGCUCAAACAAAAAUAAACGUCAGCUUAUAUUUCA
Bubalus bubalis (water buffalo) is the source of this 3313-nucleotide messenger RNA. It is a transcript of the gene BTD, whose product is annotated as biotinidase. The transcript is spliced from 4 exons. NCBI's taxonomy places the organism in Eukaryota, Metazoa, Chordata, Mammalia, Artiodactyla, Bovidae. The record is from RefSeq and is a predicted model, not a curated record. Gene Ontology annotation, molecular function: hydrolase activity, acting on carbon-nitrogen (but not peptide) bonds, in linear amides. Bases 1457 to 3034 code for a protein of 525 amino acids.